Molecule: messenger RNA, 2885 nt
Organism: Brienomyrus brachyistius
Lineage: Eukaryota; Metazoa; Chordata; Actinopteri; Osteoglossiformes; Mormyridae
Gene: galntl6
Product: polypeptide N-acetylgalactosaminyltransferase like 6
Exons: 13
Coding region: 396-2189 (597 amino acids)
Cellular component (GO): Golgi apparatus
Source: RefSeq, a predicted model, not a curated record
AAGGGGGUGGGGGGGAUGAUACCUCCUUAUGUGCGAGCAAUGCAGUUCACCGGCUUUCCUCCGGAGUCGGUCGCGGAGAGCGCAAGUCCAACUCAAUUUUGCAUCCGUGCGCGUGUGCUUGCAAUAAAAGGAGGGCAAGGUUUUUUUGUCCGAAUAUUUUGCACAGACGUCUAUGAGAUUCAUGUUUGCAAGCAAGAUAUCGUGUCAUUGAUGAGGUGGACGUAAACAUCUGUCCCGAUUUUAACAACGCCGUGCCGAUGAGCCUGAAUUGUGAAAGUUUGCCGGCAGUUUCCCCGGAAGGUAGCUCGUCCGUCUCCUCGAGGAAUUCCUAAGGAAUAACACGUGUGGAAAACGGGAGACUCGGGAUUCCGCCCGGAACGACGCGCUUCUCCACGAUGAAGAGGCGCCAGAAACGUGUGCUGCAGAUGGCAUUUUUAUCCACCGUAGCUCUGAUUUUCCUGCCCAACGUUGGUCUGUGGUCCUUGUACAAGGAGAAGUACCUGAUGAAGACCGGCGAGCAGGGUUUCCCACUGGGCCUGAACGAUGGACACCUGUACACAUGGACGGACGGCUUGAGGAGGAGGGACUGGCACGACAACGAGAGCAUCAGGAGGGACGAGCUGCGUGUCGGCAAAGGGGAGCAAGGGAAGCCCUAUCCGCUGGCAGAGGACGAGUGCGAUGAUUCUGCCUACAGAGACAACGGCUUCAACAUCUACGUGAGCGACAACAUCGCCCUGGAGCGAUCUCUGCCCGACAUCCGGCACCCGACCUGCAAGCAGAAGCUCUACCUGGAGAAACUACCCAACACCAGCAUCAUCAUCCCCUUCCACAACGAGGGCUGGUCUUCGCUGCUCAGGACCAUCCAUAGCGUCACCCGGCGCACGCCAGACCACCUCAUCGCCGAGAUCAUCCUGGUGGACGACUUCAGCGACAGAGAACAUCUGAAGGCGUCCCUGGAGAACUACAUGAUGAGGUUUCCGAAGGUGAGGAUCAUCCGGACCAAGAAACGGGAAGGUCUGAUCCGAACUCGCCUCCUGGGGGCCAGCGUGGCCAGGGGGGAGGUCCUCACCUUCCUGGAUUCGCAUUGCGAGGCCAACGUGAACUGGCUGCCCCCCCUACUGGACCAGAUCGCCCAGAACCCGCGGACCAUCGUCUGUCCCAUGAUCGACGUCAUCGACCACAACCACUUCGGCUACGAGGCGCAGGCGGGGGACGCUAUGCGGGGGGCCUUUGACUGGGAGAUGUACUACAAGCGCAUCCCAAUCCCGCCAGAGCUGCAGGGUGCUGACCCCAGCGAGCCCUACCCAUCUCCAGUGAUGGCCGGGGGCCUCUUCGCCGUCAACCGGGAGUGGUUCUGGGAACUGGGAGGCUACGAUAUGGGCCUGGAAAUCUGGGGAGGGGAGCAGUACGAGAUAUCAUUCAAGGUGUGGAUGUGCGGGGGCAGUAUGUAUGACGUGCCUUGCUCCAGGGUGGGGCACAUCUACAGGAAGUACGUCCCGUAUAAAGUGCCCUCCGGAACCAGCCUGGCCAGAAACCUGAAGCGGGUGGCGGAGACGUGGAUGGAUGAGUACACCGAGUACAUCUACCAGCGCCGGCCGGAAUACCGGCACCUAUCCACCGGUGACCUGACGGCCCAGAAAGCCCUGCGCAAGCAGCUCAAGUGCAAGGAUUUCCGGUGGUACAUGGAGACCGUGGCCUGGGACAUACCCAAGUACUACCCCCCCGUGGAGCCUCCGCCUGCCGCCUGGGGGGAGAUCCGGAACGUGGCCACGGGCCUCUGCAUCGACAGCAAGCACGGGGCCACGGGGAGUGAGCUGCGCCUGGAAGCCUGCCUGCAGGAGCGGGCCGAGCGGACCUGGGCCCACGAGCAGAUCUUCACCUUUGGCUGGAGGGAGGACAUCAGGCCCGGGGACCCGCUGCACACCCGGAAGUUCUGCUUCGACGCCGUGUCACAGAGCAGCGCCGUAACGCUGUACGACUGUCACGGCAUGAAGGGCAACCAGCACUGGCGUUACAGGAAGGAUAAGUCUCUGUACCAUCUGAUGAGCAGCGGCUGCAUGGACUGCAGCCCCCGUGAUAAGCGGGUCUUCAUGAGCGCCUGUGACCCCGAGUCAGCGACACAGCGUUGGCUCUUCCGCCACAUCAACGCCACCGUCCUGGACAAGUUCGAGAGCCCAACCAGCUCCUAGGCUCGGCCCGUGCAGCGAGCCGCCGGUGAGAGCCAGGCCGGGCGUCCCUGGGACCCCGGUGCUAUUCGGGUUUUGAGACGCUCCCACUCCUUUCGGACCCCCACCCCAGACCGGCUCCCCCUAAUGCCGAAUGGGGAGGGGGCACCACGGAGUUGGGCCGACCCAGACGGGCUUCGGGCGAGGCCUGGCCAACAGGGAGCAGCUGCAGGAUGCGGGAAUGACAAGGCCCACCUCGCCUGGCUGGUCAGUGCGGGAAUGCGGGAGUACAGACACAUGGACACUGCAUUACAGCCGAAGUCGGGUUAGUAGCACAAUGGAGAUCUGACAUGUGAUAAAAGCAGGAACAUCGAUACAACGCUGACUUCAUGUUCUUAGGAAUUACAGCAAGUUCCCUUUGAGUGAUCUGACUUAAUUUGUCUAUAUAAUUUUGUUUAUUUCUGUUUGUUUGUCUAUUUAUUUCCCUGUUUGUUUUUUUGUUAUUUUACAUCAGCUAGCUGUAAUAGUACUGGACAAUGCGAGACAUUAAAAUAAAUGGUGAAAAACACGAUUUUGAGAGAACCAGUAAAAUAGCCAGUGUCCAAAACGAACUGUCAGCAAAUGAAUAGUUAUCUAUCAUGCAAAAAAAUAUUAGGAUAAGAAAUGUUUUAUAGUUUUGUUUUGUGUUUUUUUAACAAGCAAAUAAUGUAAAAUGAAAUA